Bufo bufo (common toad) is the source of this 5759-nucleotide messenger RNA. It is a transcript of the gene EIF2AK4, whose product is annotated as eukaryotic translation initiation factor 2 alpha kinase 4. Gene Ontology annotation, biological process: DNA damage checkpoint signaling; regulation of translational initiation by eIF2 alpha phosphorylation. The record is from RefSeq and is a predicted model, not a curated record. Lineage: Eukaryota; Metazoa; Chordata; Amphibia; Anura; Bufonidae. Gene Ontology annotation, cellular component: cytosol. Gene Ontology annotation, molecular function: protein binding; ATP binding; eukaryotic translation initiation factor 2alpha kinase activity.
GUUGUUGUGGGUUGGUCGCUGAGCUGUGUGUCCAUGAGAUGAGGAGCGCGAUGUGUCCGGUGUAGCAUGGCAGGCAUCCGGGGAAAUGCCGAACUUCCCGCUGAACACGCCUCCUCGGGGAGCCUGCUCGGUCCCGGAGAGCAGUGGCGCCCCCUGCAGGCAGACCCCAUGGAGACACACUCGCAUAGGCAGGAGAACGAGCUGCAGGUCCUGGAGGCCAUCUAUGGGAAGGACUUUACUGACCUGCGGAAAAGUUCUGCCUGGAAGGUCAAGCAGCCACCUGAAGUUACCCUCUCGUUACGCCCUCAAUGUAAUGAGUUCUAUGUACAACUGGACCUUUGGGUAAAAUGUCCACAGAGGUACCCUGACGUCCCGCCUGAGGUACAGCUGAAGAAUGUGAAGGGGUUAUCAAAGGAAAAUGUGAAUUCCUUGACUUCCAGUUUGGAGGAACUCGCCAAAACACUUUGUGGUGAGGUGAUGAUUUAUCAGCUCGCUGACCAUGUGCAGACUUUCCUGACUGAACAUAACCAGCCGCCUCCCAAGUCAUUUCAUGAGGAGAUGUUGAAGAACCUACAGAGACAGCAGGAGAAAAUUGCUUUGGAAGAAGAAAAACGAAUCCAAGAGCUGAAAAGGAGAGAGGAGCAGACGAGACGUGAAAUCCUUGAUGAAAUUCAAAGGAGGGAAGAAGAGAAAAAGGAGGAGAGAAGAAGGAAAGAGAUUGAAAAGCAGGAACGACUUGAAAGUGCCAACCUAACUUGCCAGGAAAAUUCAACCAAGACUGUUAAUAAUGGAGGGCCUAAGGCACCAACUACUAAUGGAGGGCUUGCUGACCAUGGAGGAACUAACAGGACUCGCACUACCUCUGUUGGGCGAUCCAAGCGUGACCGACCGUAUUCUGUGAGCAGUGAUGAGUCUGCAUCAAAUUACGAAGUUUUGACGUUUGACAUUUGUUGCAGCGGCCAUUUGGUUGUACACAGGGGAAAGUGUCUAGGAAAAGAUGAGCAGCUGGGCAAGUCUAUUUAUAAUGGCUUAGAAAUGUCAUCUGGACAUUUUGUUGUCAUUUAUGAAUGGGUUCUACAGUGGCAAAAGAAGAUGGGCAAAUUUCUUACCAGCCAGGAAAGCGAAAAAGUUGACAGGUGUAAAAAACAGGUUCAAGGUACGGAAGCAGAGUUUAAUUCCCUCAUCAAGCUCAGUCAUCCGAAUAUUGUGCAUUAUCUCGCUAUGCGAGUUAAUGAGAAUGAAGAUUCCAUUUCUGUCGGAAUCGUAGCUGAACAUGUGAAUGGUUCUAAGCUUUCCGGCUUCCUUGAGCAGGAAAUUCCAGUUCCUGUGGAUCAGCUUAGACACUAUACAACACAGCUUCUAUCUGCGCUGGACUAUUUGCAUAGCAAUUCAGUGGUACACAAAGUAUUAUGUGCUUCUAGUGUACUGGUGACCGGUGACGGGAGAGUCAAGCUGACGGACUAUAGCCUUUCCAAGCGGCUUGCUGACAUCUGCAAAGAGGAUGUCUUUGAACAGACCAAGGUCCGUUUCAGUGAGGAUGCUCUCCCAAGCAAAACUGGCAAGAAAGGAGACACGUGGAAGCUUGGUCUUCUGCUGCUGUCACUAAGUCAAGGGAAGGUAGCCAAAGAAUAUCCAGUUAAAGUACCUAGUGACCUGCCUUCUGAUUUUCAGGAUUUUUUGAAAAAGUGCGUGUGCUUGGAAGACAAGGAGCGCUGGGGUACUCAGCAGUUAUUGGGGCACAGCUUCAUAAACCCUCCUCCACUAAAAUGUCCUGCGAGUGAAGACAGCCCAGAUGAUUACACAGGUGUCGAAUGCACAGAGACUGUGAUACCGAGCAAUUCCUUAUUAAAUGCUGCAUUCCAUAUAGAAUCACAGAGACAGCUUUCUCGCUACUUCAAUGAGUUUGAGGAGUUACAGAUGCUCGGUAGAGGGGCAUUUGGAGCAGUUAUUAAGGUUCAGAACAAGCUUGAUGGCUGCUAUUAUGCUGUCAAGCGAGUUCAGAUUAAUCCUGCCAGCAAACACUUUAGGAGAAUUAAAGGUGAGGUGACGCUGUUGUCUCGACUGAACCAUGAAAAUAUAGUGAGGUACUACAAUGCUUGGAUUGAGAAGCAUGAAAUUCCAUCUUCCAGUGCCUCUAAAGCGGAAACACCAGUAGACAAAAAAGUGGUAGUGAAGCCGGAGCUGGUGGUGAAAAAUGAGUUUGGCCUCGCUGACGACAUAGAGGCCAAUGCUCCUGCCCCCAUAGUGACCAGCUCUGUGGAGUGGAGCACAUCAUGCGAACGAUCAUCAAGUGCACGCUGCAAGAAAUCUGAUCAGGAUUCAAGUGACGAUGAAGAUGACGAUGACGAAGAGGGGUUUUUUUCUCCAUCGUUCUUGCCAGGAACAGACUCUGAUAGUGAGAUUGUUUUUGAAAAUGAGGAUGAGAACAGUCCUGAUCAGGAUGAAGAGUGUGCUGUUGAAGGAUGCAAGGAGUCCCCAUCUGAAAUGUCCAUUCAGACCGUGCAUUACCUUUAUAUCCAGAUGGAGUAUUGUGAGAAAAGCACGUUACGUGACACUAUAGAUCAAGGGUUAUAUCUGGACAACAAUCGCCUGUGGAGACUGUUUAGGGAGAUAUUGGAUGGAUUGGCAUACAUUCAUGAGCAGGGGAUGAUACAUAGGGACUUAAAGCCUGUUAACAUUUUCUUGGAUUCAGAAGAUCAAGUAAAGAUUGGGGAUUUCGGUCUGGCUACAGAUCACCCAGCCUAUAAAACUGAAUCAACACAAGAUGAGGACCAAUCUCGUUGUGAUUGUGCUAAGGUUGACCCUGAAGGGAAACUUACAGGCAUGGUGGGCACAGCUUUGUACGUGAGUCCAGAAGUCCAGGGGAACGCCAAAGCUUCCUAUAAUCAGAAAGUGGACCUGUUCAGCUUGGGAAUUAUAUUAUUUGAGAUGUCUUACAGACCUAUGGACACAAGUUCUGAAAGGAUUUCUGUAUUGAGCAUGCUGAGACAGCCUUCUAUAGUUUUUCCGAAUGAUUUUGAGAAGCCAGAAGCUGAGAAGCAGAGAAAAGUCAUUACCUGGCUUCUGAACCAUGAUCCCGCAGCCCGACCCACGGCAAUGGAGCUUCUGAAAUGUGACCUCUUGCCACCACCACAGCUCGAAGAGUCUGAGCUCCAUGAAGUUCUCCAUCACACCUUGGCCAAUAUAGAUGGAAAAGCCUAUCGCACAAUGAUCAGUCAGAUAUUUUCUCAACGCAUUUCACCUGCUAUGGACUACACGUAUGAUAGUGACAUUUUUAAGGGUAGUUUCACAGUCCGGUCCGCUAGGAUACAUCAUCAUGUGUGUGAGACAGUGUGCCGUGUAUUUAAAAGACAUGGAGCAGUAAAAUUACAUACUCCAUUGUUAAUGCCUCGAAACAAGAUGGUGUCAGAAAGUGGUGAAUCUGCGUGUUUCAUGGACCACAGCGGCAUGCUUGUGACACUGCCGUACAAUCUCAGGAUCCCGUUUGCACGAUUUGUUGCACGAAACAACAUAAACAACUUAAAAAGAUACUGUAUCGAGCGAGUAUUUAGGCCUCGGAAACUGAACCGCUGUCAUCCAAAGGAACUUACAGAAUGUGCGUUUGAUGUGAUCACCUCAUCUGUUAACAGCUACUUUCCAGUCACAGAGACUAUGUAUACUAUAUAUGAGAUUAUCCAGGAGUUUCCGGUAUUACAGGAGAGAAAUUACAGUAUUCACCUAAACCACACAUCUUUAUUAAAAGCCAUUUUACUCCAUUGUGGUGUGCCAGAAGAUAAACUCAUGCAAGUGUACACCAUUCUGUAUGAUGCAAUGAUUGACAAACUUACUAAAAGGGAAGUGGAAGCCAAGUUUUGUAACCUCUCACUUUCAAAGAACAAUUUUCAGCUGAAUCGUCUGUAUAAGUAUAUUGAGCAGAAAGGAGAGCUUCAAGAGCUGGAAGCCACGAUGGCCUCACUGACAAAGCAGAAAUCAGCAGUUGGCGUGUUGGCAAAGCAAGGACUGAAAGACCUGGAGGAAGUUAUUGGAUUAGUCAAGAAGAUGAACAUUAAGCUCCAGGUCGUUGUGAAUUUCGGUCUGGUCUAUAAGAUGCAGCAGCACAAUGGGAUCAUUUUUCAGUUUGUUGCAUUCAUCAAGCGCCGACAGAGAACCGUUCCGGAGAUCCUGGCAGCCGGGGGCAGAUAUGACCAUCUGAUUUCACAGUUUAAAGGACUUCAGACGGGAUCCUUUGCUGUACCCUGUGCGGUUGGCAUUAGCAUAGCUAUAGACAAGAUCUCUGCUGCACUUUCCAGCGCUGAUGAAAAUGUGAGCAGCUGUGACCUGCUUGUUGUGAGUGCUGGCCAGAUGUCUGUGAACAGGGCUAUUGGCAUCAUUCAGAAGCUGUGGACCGCUGGCAUCACAGCCGAGAUAAUGUAUGACUGGUCUGAGUCACAGGAUGAGCUGCAGGAACUUUGCAGAUUGUCUGGGAUUCCUUUUGUUGCUAUUGUCUCUGAUAAAGAAGGGAGUCACGUGAAGCUGAAAGCAUUUGAGAAGGAGCGUCAGACUGAGAAGAGGAUCCUGGAGUCAGAUCUUGUGGAUCACCUGUUACAAAAGCUCCGACUCCGAGGGCAGGAAGAGAGAAAUAACAGAGAAAUGCUGGAUACGCUGUCUGGGCAGAAUCUGAAGGGAUCCUUCUCAAGCACACAGAGCCAGUCUGAGCAGCACAGCAGUGCUGUAAAACUAAGUGUCAGUAUCGUUGCCCCAGAGAGGUUAUCUGCAAGUACGAGACGGCGUUAUGAAACUCAGGUUCUUUCUAAACUUCAAACUUCUAUUACAAACCUCCAACAAAGAAAUACAGAAAUUGAAAUUCUGGCAGUAGAUCUACCAAAAGAAGCAAUACUAAAUUUAUUAUCAUUGGAGUUUGUAGAUGAACAAACAUUCAAUGCAUCGGUGAAGCAAGUCAUGUGUAAAUUGCCAAAACAGAGAUACCUAAAGGAAAUCUUCGAUGAAAUUUGUAGCAUAAAGAUUGAGAGGCGGGUGCCGGUACUUAUGCUGUACAGUUAUAGAGAUGAUUACUACAAGGUUCUCUUUUAAGUCAGCGCCAGCCUUAGAGGGACGUGCAAUCUUACCUUUAUAGUAUUCUCAAACUUGAGGAUCCAGAUUGUGCCGUUAGCGGGUGACCCCCAUUUCUGUACAGUAACAGGAACACAUGGGACCAGCCAUAUCAUUGACCCCCUGCAGCUAACACACAAUGCUAAGCAGAGUAGGGCUACAAACUGUGAACGCUUACCUAGAAAUAAUGUGGCAGCGCCAGGGAGUGGACGCCCACAGCUGCUGCAGCACUGCUUUUCAUUUAUAGAAAGACAAAGGAAGGUUUCUUUGCUUUUAUUGUUUUGUAUACAUUCCUAUUUAGAAAUAAGAUCUUUGCCUGUAUAAAUAUGUAUAAUUUGACAGAAAACAGUUUUUGUUAUAAAUCCUUAGGAACAAUAGUCAGCCAUUCUGCAAGUGAUUUUAAUGUCUUUUUAGGAUGUACAAAAACAUAAUGGACAAGCUGUGUGAAAUAAAAUUCUGACAAAUCCACAACAUUUGUAUAAAGGCGCACCACCACCAAGUGCCAAAUAUAGGACGCUAGUUCCCACGUUAUGUGAGACAUGACUGUCUCUUUGGGUUGGAUAACCUGCCAGCAGUCCUAUGUAAAACCAUAGAUACUGCCAAAAGAAAACUGACUUCUAUCAGACAUUUCAUACAAUAUUCAGGGCUCUUUUUAGCAUUAGACUGGAUAG